Molecule: messenger RNA, 3476 nt
Organism: Suricata suricatta (meerkat)
Lineage: Eukaryota; Metazoa; Chordata; Mammalia; Carnivora; Herpestidae
Gene: GPRC5C
Product: G protein-coupled receptor class C group 5 member C
Exons: 6
Coding region: 253-1581 (442 amino acids)
Biological process (GO): G protein-coupled receptor signaling pathway
Cellular component (GO): signaling receptor complex; plasma membrane; intracellular membrane-bounded organelle
Molecular function (GO): protein kinase activator activity; G protein-coupled receptor activity
Source: RefSeq, a predicted model, not a curated record
CCUUGAUGUGGAGGUCAAGGCUGGGAUUUCCAGAAGCCCCUCCCUCCCCAUCCUGGAGACCCCUGGACGGUGUGAGAUGAUAUGGCCUAACCUGGAAGAUUCAGACCAGGGCAGUGUGAAGCCCGUGGUGCCCUCCUCAGGAUGGUCUCCUGUGCCCUACCGGUUCUCAGACUUUGCUGUGGUGCAAAUUGGAAGCGGUGAGGAAGGGUUUUCCAGAAAGGGACCCAGCUGGAGCCUGGCCUGGGAGCCAGGAUGGCCAUCCCUAAAGCUGUACUGACCUGCCUGGGGCUGCCUCUCUUCCUAUUCUCCGGGGUGCAGGCGCAGAACCACGUGCCACCUGGCUGCAGCCCGGACCUCAGCCCCCUCUACUACAACCUGUGUGACCGCUCCGGGGCUUGGGGCAUCGUCUUGGAGGCGGUGGCCGGGGUGGGCGUUGUUACCACUUUUGUCCUUACCAUCAUCCUUGUGGCCAGCCUCCCGUUUGUGCAGGACACCAAGAAGCGGAGCCUCCUGGGGACCCAGGUGUUCUUCCUGCUGGGGACCCUGGGCCUCUUCUGCCUCGUCUUUGCCUGCGUGGUGAAGCCGGACUUUUCCACCUGUGCCUCUCGCCGGUUUCUCUUUGGAGUUCUGUUCGCCAUCUGCUUCUCCUGCCUGGUGGCUCAUGUCUUUGCCCUCAACUUCCUGGCCCGGAAGAACCAUGGGCCCCGGGGCUGGGUGAUCUUCACCGUGGCCAUGCUUCUGACCCUUGUGGAGGUGAUCAUCAACACUGAGUGGCUGAUCAUCACGCUGGUCCGGGGCGGCGGCGAGGGGGGCCCUUCGGGCAACGGCAGCGCCGCCUGGACCGCCGCCUCCCCGUGUGCCAUCGCCAACGUGGACUUUGUGAUGGCGCUCAUCUACGUCAUGCUGCUGCUGCUGUGCGCCUUCAUGGGGGCCUGGCCUGCCCUGUGCGGCCGCUUCAAGCGCUGGCGCAAGCACGGGGUCUUCGUGCUGCUCACCACGGCCACCUCCAUCGCCAUCUGGGUGGUGUGGAUUGUCAUGUACACCUACGGCAACAAGCAGCACAACAGCCCCACCUGGGAUGAUCCCACGCUGGCCAUUGCUCUUGCCGCCAAUGCCUGGGCCUUUGUCCUCUUCUAUGUCAUCCCUGAGGUUUCCCAGGUGACCAAGGCCAGCCCGGAGCAAAGCUACCAGGGGGACAUGUACCCGACCCGGGGCGUAGGCUAUGAGACCAUCCUGAAAGAGCAGAAAGGCCAGAGCAUGUUUGUGGAGAACAAGGCGUUUUCCAUGGACGAGCCGGCCUCAGCUAAGAGACCGGUGUCACCAUACAGUGGGUACAACGGGCAGCUGCUGACCAGUGUGUACCAGCCCACCGAGAUGGCCCUGAUGCACAAAGGCCCGUCUGAAGGAGCCUACGACGUCAUCCUCCCACGAGCCACCGCCAAUAGCCAGGUGAUGGGCAGUGCCAAUUCCACCCUGAGGGCCGAAGACAUGUACGCGGCCCAGAGCCACCAGGCAGCCACCCCGCUGAAAGACGGCAAGAACUCCCAGGCUCAGUCCCCGCAAAAUAAAACGAGAUGGUAGAAGCCCUCUUCCCUGAACCACACGCCGUCCUGAUGUCCUCGUGCCUCUGUCCGGGCUGGGCAGGGCCCAGCGCCUCUCCGGCCCUUGGCAUUGGAGCUGGGAGGGACCAGAGGCCACCACCCCGAAGCAGUGGACUGAGUGGGUGUCUGUGGAGCCCUGAGGGGUGUGGCUGGGGCCCUAGGGCCAGCCCCAGCCUCUCCUGGUCCCCAAGCGACUGAGGCCACAAGGAUCUGCAGAACCGCUGGCCUGCCUCCGUCCCCCUCGACGCCCUGCCCCCCAAUCACAGCCGGUGUGUCCCCAUGCUGAGGUUCUCCAGGUGGCCGUCCUCAGAUGCCCGGUCUUCACGCCAUGGGCCUUCUGGCUGUCUUUGGUGUCCGGCAUCAGCAUGCCCCGCCUAAGCCUCGGUGAUUUCCUCCAUGAGUGUUGGGAGCAGAGCCCUGGCGGAAGUUGGCUCCUUUCUGUCUUUGUCCUCGGGGCCUCUUGCCACCACCUGGACUGUGGAAGGCCCCUGAGCUGGGACAGAGCUCAGCCUGAAGCCUAGGCAGACACCGCUCCUCUUCGUGGUUUGUGGGCGCUGGAUCUGAGCCCCAUUGGUGCUUCCCUGAUGUGCCCCUUUAUGCCGUGGCCCCAUGCCUUCCCCACCUGCAAUGAGCCAGGGUGCAUCAAGAUGCGAGGUGGGGUCUGGGGACACGUUCUCAGGGGCCAGUUGAGAGUCCCGGACCCCAUGGGUUGGGGUCUCAGCUGCUCACGGAACUGGGACUUGGCUGAUGUACAGAUUUCUGCUGCACUGCUCUUCUCUCUCAUGACAUGCUCCAGAGGGUCCUGAUGGCCACACAGGGAAUGGGGGGGGGCAUCCUUUAGGACCUGAUGAUGGUGGCACUAAGGACGGAGAUGUGCACAGCUGCAGACUCGUGGGAUCGAGGUCCCUUGACUUUGUUCUGCCCUCUGGUACCAGACAGACCAGGCUGGACCAAGGGGAGCUCCCCCGGCACAUCCCUGGAGCUCAGUUCUCAGCGCAAGAGUGGCCUCUGGGGGCCCAGGGUGAGGGCGAGGACAGGGGCAGGACCUGACCUUGCCCUGUAGUCGGCCCACAGCUCUCCAGCGCCACUGUCCUGCCUCUAGCAGCCUGUGCCUUUGUUAACUGGAAUAUUUUUCUGGAGCUAAAGUGGGCUAACAGGUCCUGCAGGGAGAGUAGGGCCAUACGGCUAUGUGACAGCACCCCCCCCCCCCCGCCCCCUGCCACCAUUACCAGUCCCUGUGCUGGGUUGCUUAGCUCCAUGAAUGGAGCAUUACUUCCCUCUGAUGGAGGGGAAGGGGGAGCUCUGUGCACCUCAGGCUUCUCUUGAUCUAGGUUAGCAGCCCUGAGAUCCCUUACAGUGAAUAAAGGCACUGUCUUUGCUUUUCAAAGCGACAGUCUCCUGUGAGUCCUGGCCCCACCAGGUGGCUCCGAAGAGCAGUCUGCAGUGAAUGUGGGUUUGUUCAUAGCCCGAGUCCUCCAGGAUCUGUGCAUGGGCUUGGGAAGAUGGGCUCCUGAGAGAUGCAGGCCACCCUGGCCGAGGGACACGCAGUGGCCCUGCUGCCUCCAGUCCUUGGACAAGUGGAAAUGAUGGGUGUGUUUUUAGGAGAAAGGUGCCUUCCCCCAAGGGGUCCAGCUACAUCACAAAUGAGCCUGGAAUGGAAAACAACGAGAAGAACCUAGAACCCGUUGACGGUGAUCUCAGACCAACGCCGUGGUGAAUUCACACCGUCCCUCAAGUCAGCUCGAAGCAGAGUGGUCUGGACCCUCACUGCUCAGAAUCAGAUGACCUCAUACUCUCUGAGGAAUUACGACCACAGAAACCCUGUGUGUUCAUGGAGAAUUUUUCUGGGAAUGAAUAAUACAUAUUUUUAACCUA